This is a messenger RNA of Cryptosporidium ubiquitum, 789 nucleotides long. Its product is annotated as proliferating cell nuclear antigen PCNA. Gene Ontology annotation, biological process: leading strand elongation; translesion synthesis; mismatch repair. Gene Ontology annotation, cellular component: PCNA complex. The record is from RefSeq and is a predicted model, not a curated record. The coding region runs from base 1 to 789 and encodes 262 amino acids. The transcript has a single exon. Lineage: Eukaryota; Apicomplexa; Conoidasida; Eucoccidiorida; Cryptosporidiidae. Gene Ontology annotation, molecular function: DNA binding; DNA polymerase processivity factor activity.
AUGUUCGAGGCCAGAUUAUCAAACGGAGGGAUUUUGAGAAAGGUUUUUGAAGCCAUUACAAAUUUGGUUAGUGAUGUAAAUCUUGAAUGUAAUGAAAGUGGUGUGACUAUCCAGGCAAUGGACAACAGCCACGUUUCUUUAGUUGGCUUAUACUUAAAGGAUACAGCUUUUGAGAGAUAUAGAUGCGACAAGAAUAGAACUUUGGGAUUGAAUACUCAAAAUGUGGUAAAGCUACUAAAGUUAUGUUCAAAUGAUGAUCAAGUUUUACUAAGACAUGAUGACGAUUCUGAAAGCUUAAUUUUCAUCUUUGAGACUCCAGGUGGAGAUAGAGUUUCUGAAUUUGAGCUAACUCUGAUUUCUAUUGAUCAGGAUAGUCUUCAAAUUCCGGAGACCAGUUUUUCAUCUGUAGUAACCAUGCCGUCUAAUGAAUUCCAAAGACUAUGUAGGGAUAUGGCGCAGUUCUCAGAUUCCCUCUCGAUAGAUGUUACUAGCAAGAAUGUCAGAUUCUCAACUAAGGGAUCCUUAGGGUCUGGAAGCAUCAUUUUGAGACCAAAAGAAGGAGCAGAUUCAGAGGCAGUUGCUCUUGAUGUUUCAGAGCCAUGUCAGUUAGUAUUCUCACUUAGAUACCUCAACAACUUUGCCAAGGCCACUCCUUUGAGCAAUAGCGUAAAACUCAGUAUGAGUGAGAACCAACCUCUUGAGCUUGAAUACCCUUUGGAAGGCAGUGGUUCAGGUCACCUCCGAUUUUACCUUGCUAGAAAGAUCACUGAAGAUGAUGAACAAGAGUGA